Molecule: messenger RNA, 828 nt
Organism: Leptosia nina
Lineage: Eukaryota; Metazoa; Arthropoda; Insecta; Lepidoptera; Pieridae
Source: the annotation of a GenBank genome assembly
AUGGCAACUUCAAAGAAACUGGCAACCCUUGUUCUAUUAUUCGCCUCCACGUUGGAAUACGACCUGGAAAUCUGUGAUCUCCCAUCCGAGGAAUCCAAUAAGCGUUGUUUUGUGAAACAAACGUUAGCCUCGCUCGCUCAUAGCCCGAACCAAUUAGCCGUCGACAAACUAACUAACACACUGUACUUCAGCUUCGACGCCGGCAACGGAGAAUACAUUCCAGGUGCACUCCAUAUUGAUACUAAGCGUCUAACAGUUUUGAAGGGAGUUAAGGACGCUUUUGCUAUAGCCAGCGACGAGUUCAACGGAGAGGUUUAUUUCGGGGGAAGCCAUGGCAUCUACAGGUAUAAUACCAUGAUGAAAACCCUAAAACGGUUGGACGUGGACAGUUUGGAUAUAUGGUGGCUGGUGGUGAAGAAACGGCUAUAUUUUAUCAGGUUUCCUAGUCUGAAAACAUAUUCUUACGCCAACAGAACCAUAAAAGCCUUAAACGAGCUACGCCAUUUUACUGUGCAUCAAUUCGUUUUUGAUGUUCAUGAUAACAUCUUCUUCAUAAAUGGUUCUGGACUUUUCGGUAUCAAAAAGGCGGAAACAAAAGCAGUACUCCUAAGGGACUAUCCAAGAUUUUUGAGUAUGGCCAUAGACAAUACGAGCCAGGUUUAUGUGUGUAGUGAGGAGCACAUUUACGUAUUGAAUCAAAUGGUGCUGAAGGUGAAGAAGAUAGUGGAUGUGCAAGGAGUCCUAGGUUUGACGUUUGAUAAAGACAAUCAUCUUAUUUACUCGAAUUCCCAGGAGAUCGUGAGAUUGAUGCCUGUUGAUAUUAAGUAA